GCUAUGCGAACAGGUGUUGUUAUGCUAACAUUAGGGGCAUUUCCGGUGUUCGUUUUACACAAUGCGCAUGCGCACAUCGGUUAAAGGCGAGUACUCACUUCAUUCAUAUUGUUGAGUUUUAUCUUUUACUGCCUCAAAAUACUUUUUCCAUGUAUUUCCCUCUCAUACAUUUAACUAUUGUGUUUUCUUGUGGUAGUUUUAAAGCAAUGUCGUUCUAUUGACCACAUUAGUUACGUAGCAUAUUUAAAACUUUAUUUGAUAUAACGACGUUUAAGUAUUUAAAGGCAUUUUUAGUACAGUACGUUCUGCCUGUAUGCAUCGAAACGAAACAAGUUGAAAGCGCACGGUAGUUCUUAAAUUCGCCUCUUGUAGGACGUUUUGCCGAUGUAAGACAUUUUGGCAGAACACCGAUUUAAGUACGGCGUGUAGCUUGUCCUAAAGUCAACCAUUCAGUAUUAUUAAUAUAAAUAAAGGCAUGUAAGUGUAGUUGGGUGUUGUCGGCAUAACAAUAAAAGCUCAUUAUUAUUAUUUUUAUUAUCAGGCAGCAGGUACAGUGCCUUGAACGAAUUUCGUUUCUUCAUGUAAUUCCAUUUAACUUUUGGGGUUGUGACGAAAUAGUUUCAAAAUGAUUUAAGCACUGUAAAAAUCGGUAUUAAUCCGGGAUAUUGUUUUAUGAACUGUUUCGUUUACUGUUCUGUUAAUAUUGCUGUGCCGACGUUGUCUGGACUUAAUUGUUUUUUCCUGUCGAAACAUGUAUUUUGAGUAUUCCCGCCACAUUCAGAGGGAAGCCGGAAGUUGUUAUACGUUCCUAUAGACGCAUAACGAUUGGUUGACUUUACAGCAAGUCUCAUCUGAUUGGCUGAGCUGCCGGUGCAAUGUUCUUCAACUGGUUUGACGAUCGUUGGCGCUCUCAUUGUCAGAUUCAACUGCUUCAACAGAUGUUGUAUUGUAAAAGUUGAUGUUUAAACGUCAACUUCGAGCCAUUUUCAAAGUUACCGCAAAGGAGAAAAACAACCGGAGCUGAACAAUCAAGCUGUCAACAUGCACGUCAUCAAAAGAGAUGGUCGCCGAGAGGCAGUUAGUUUUGAUAAAAUCACAUCUCGCAUCCAGAAGCUUUGCUAUGGCCUCAAUUUUGACUUUUUGGACCCUGCCGGGAUAACAAUGAAGGUGAUCCAGGGUUUGUACAACGGAGUGACCACGGUGGAGCUGGACACUCUGGCUGCCGAGACCGCCGCCACGUUAACCACCAAACAUCCUGAUUACGCCAUCCUGGCUGCACGGAUUGCCGUUUCCAACCUGCAUAAGGAGACCAAGAAAGUUUUUAGUGACGUGAUGGAGGACCUCUACGCCUACAUCAACCCCAUCAACAAGCGUCACCUCCCAAUGAUCUCCAAAGAGACACUUGACAUUGUUCGGGAAAACAAAGCUCGCCUCAACUCUGCCAUCAUUUACGACCGAGACUUUUCCUACAACUACUUUGGUUUUAAGACUCUUGAGCGAUCAUAUUUGUUGAAAAUAAAUGGCAAAGUGGCGGAGAGACCCCAGCACAUGCUAAUGAGAGUGGCGGUGGGCAUUCACCGAGAAGACGUCGACGCGGCCAUCGAAACGUACAAUCUUCUGUCAGAGAAAUGGUUCACGCACGCCUCCCCCACUCUUUUCAACGCUGGGACCAACAAGCCACAAUUGUCCAGCUGCUUCCUUCUAGCAAUGCAGGAUGACAGCAUUGAUGGGAUUUAUGACACAUUGAAACAAUGCGCCCUCAUUUCGAAAUCAGCAGGAGGCAUAGGCCUAGCGGUUAGCUGCAUUAGAGCUACUGGCAGCUACAUUGCCGGGACAAACGGCACUUCGAAUGGGCUGGUUCCUAUGCUUCGUGUUUACAACAACACGGCACGCUAUGUUGACCAAGGAGGCAACAAGAGACCCGGUGCGUUUGCAGUCUACUUAGAGCCCUGGCAUUGUGAUGUUUUUGACUUUUUGGAGUUGAAGAAGAACACAGGUAAAGAGGAGCAAAGAGCUCGAGACCUUUUCUUCGCCAUGUGGAUCCCUGACCUCUUCAUGAAACGAGUGGAAAGCAAUCAGGAAUGGUCACUAAUGUGCCCCAAUGAGUGCCCCGGAUUGGAUGAGUGCUGGGGAGAAAAGUUUGAGGAGCUCUACACCAGAUACGAGAGAGAGGGCCGGGCUAAACGCGUGGUGAAAGCUCAGCAGGUUUGGUACGCCAUCAUCGAGUCGCAGACAGAAACCGGCACUCCGUACAUGUUGUACAAGGACUCCUGCAACAGAAAGAGCAACCAGCAGAACCUCGGGACUAUAAAAUCCAGCAACCUGUGCACGGAGAUUGUAGAAUACACCAGCAAAGAUGAGGUGGCUGUGUGUAACCUAGCUUCCAUCGCCCUCAACAUGUACGUCACCUCGGACAAGACCUACAACUUCACAAAGCUUGCGUCUGUCACCAAAGUGAUUGUGAAGAACCUUAACAAGAUCAUAGACAUCAACUACUACCCUGUGCCUGAGGCCAAGCGAUCGAACAAGCGUCACCGGCCAAUAGGAAUUGGCGUUCAAGGACUAGCCGACGCCUUCAUCCUCAUGCGGUAUCCUUUCGAAAGCCAGGAAGCUCAACUGCUCAACAUCCAAAUAUUUGAGACCAUCUACUACGCCGCCCUGGAGGCCAGCUGCGAGCUCGCGGCUGAAUGCGGGCCUUAUGAAACCUACGCUGGUUCUCCUGUUAGCAAGGGGAUCCUUCAGUAUGACAUGUGGGAGCGAACCCCGACUGAUUUGUGGGACUGGAAAUCCUUGAAGGAGAAAAUAUCCAGGAAUGGCGUGAGGAACAGUCUUCUCUUGGCUCCCAUGCCCACAGCUUCAACUGCACAGAUCCUCGGGAACAAUGAGUCCAUCGAAGCCUACACAAGCAACAUCUACACACGGAGGGUGCUCUCAGGAGAAUUUCAGGUUGUCAAUCCUCAUCUACUAAAGGACCUGACGGAGAGAGGAUUGUGGAGUGAUCACAUGAAGAACCAACUGAUUGCUCAGAACGGUUCCAUCCAGGAAAUCGAGGAAAUUCCGAUGGAUCUGAAGCGGUUGUACAAAACGGUGUGGGAAAUCUCUCAGAAAACUGUCCUGAAGAUGGCGGCCGACCGCGGCGCUUACAUUGACCAGAGCCAGUCGUUGAACGUCCACAUUGCCGAGCCCAACUACGGCAAACUGAGCAGCAUGCACUUUUACGGCUGGAAGCUGGGUCUUAAAACAGGCAUGUACUACCUGAGGACGAAGCCCGCAGCCAACCCGAUCCAGUUCACCCUCGACAAAGAGAAGCUAAAAGAGGCUCAGACGGCCAAAGAGCACAACUUGGCCGCCAUGGCAUGUUCGCUCGCCAACAAAGACGAGUGUCUUAUGUGUGGCUCCUAAUUGAAACACUUCACGAGCGCACUUUCUUUGAUAUAUGUUCGCCACUACGCUUCACUCGGGUUGGCUGUCAAUAGAUGUCCAAUCCUGGAUGCUGAAAGCGAAUGAAUGGUUGCUUCUAGUCUGAAACAGAUUGGACGUCCAUUGCUGUCAAAAGGUCUUUUCAAUAUCAAUGUCAGUCUUUUACUAACGACCACAACACAUACCUCUCACUUGGGUUGGCAGUGAAUUAGUUAAGCUAAUGAUACAUUUCGAAUAUAUGUCAACAAGCCUUGAGAGAUCGUAUUUGCAUGGAUUUCCAAUCAUGUUCACCAGGCGUGCCCAUUACGUCAAUUGCAAUUGACUAGUCGACCAAUCUCGUUUAUUUUUACUACACAUACAUGCAAAUAAUUACAUUAUUAACACGUAUAGCCAGUAGCGGGCACCCCUACUGUACAUAUCCAAGCAAGUAUUUUUCAAGGAUUGUUGACAUAUAUUUCGAAUUUACCUUCAGGUUGUGAUAUAAUGACACUUUCAUGAACUUAAACUCUACCACUGAAGGAAUUGAUGCAGAAUUGGUGCUUUACACUCCUA
Messenger RNA from Corythoichthys intestinalis (scribbled pipefish), 3972 nucleotides. RefSeq names its product ribonucleoside-diphosphate reductase large subunit-like. Lineage: Eukaryota; Metazoa; Chordata; Actinopteri; Syngnathiformes; Syngnathidae. Gene Ontology annotation, biological process: DNA replication; deoxyribonucleotide biosynthetic process. Bases 1042 to 3402 code for a protein of 786 amino acids. Gene Ontology annotation, cellular component: ribonucleoside-diphosphate reductase complex. The transcript is spliced from 20 exons. Gene Ontology annotation, molecular function: ATP binding; ribonucleoside-diphosphate reductase activity, thioredoxin disulfide as acceptor. The record is from RefSeq and is a predicted model, not a curated record.